UGAAAACCAUCUCAGAGGAGGAAGCCCUUGACCGGGAGGUGAAGGCUGCAAAGGCUGAUUGACGGGGCGCUGGGUGCCAAGCCUGCCCCGGACACCCUGGCACCAUGGGCCCACUGCUCCUGGUCCUGCUGUACCCGCUGUCCUGCGUCUCCGGGCUGCCUUUCUACAAUGGCUUCUACUACUCCAACCAUCCCAGCUCCUGGAACAGCCACGGCGAAGGCAUCUUCAAUGGGGUGAAGCUGGUGGUAGAGACGCCCGAGGAGACCCUGUUCUCCCACCCAGGGGCCAACGUGACCCUGCCCUGCCGCUACCACUACGAGCCAGCCCCGCUGUCCCCGAGGUCCGUGCGUGUCAAAUGGUGGAAGCUGUCGGAGAACGGGGCCCCCGAGCUGGAUGUGCUGGUGGCCAUCGGGCUGAGGCACCGCACCUUCGGGGACUACCGAGGCCGGGUGCACCUGCGGGAGGAUGGGGAGCGAGAAGCGUCGCUGCAGAUCCGGGACGUGCGGCUGGAGGACUCCGGGCGCUACCGCUGUGAGGUCAUCGACGGGCUGGAGGACGAGAGCGGCCUGGUGGAGCUGGAGCUGCGGGGUGUGGUCUUUCCCUACCAGCACCCCCGAGGGCGCUACCAGCUCAACUUCCAUGAGGCCCAGCGGGCAUGUGAGGAGCAGGACGCGGUGGUGGCCUCCUUCGAGCAGUUGUUCCGGGCCUGGGAGGAGGGCCUGGACUGGUGCAAUGCGGGCUGGCUGCAGGACGCCUCGGUGCAGUACCCCGUCACGCGAGCCCGGCAGCCCUGCGGCGGCCUGGGCCUGGCCCCCGGCGUGCGCAGUUACGGCCAGCGUCACCACCGCCGGCACCGCUAUGACGCGUUCUGCUUUGCUCCUGCCCUCAGGGGGCAGGUGUACUACCUGGAGCUCCCUGAGAAGCUGACCCUGGCAGAGGCAAAGGAGGCAUGCCGGGAAGACGGCGCCCGCAUUGCCAAGGUGGGCCAGCUCUUUGCCGCCUGGAAGUUCCGCGGCCUGGACCGCUGUGACGCUGGCUGGCUGGCGGAUGGCAGUGCCCGCUACCCCGUGGUUCACCCGCGUCCCAACUGUGGGCCCCUGGAGCCCGGCGUCCGAAGCUUCGGCUUCCCGGACCCGCAGAGCCGCGAGUACGGCGUGUAUUGCUACCGACGGCGCUAGUCCCUGGAGGGGUUGCCCCGCUCUGGCCCCUCCCGUCUCACGCUGUAUUUAUUGAGUGGGUGAUUUUCUCUCGGGGGUUGGGGCAAUUUUUGUAUUGUUUUUAUACUUCGCAAGUUAAAUUUUUUUUAAUUACUUUUUUUUUUUUUUUUGUAAAUCCAACAUUGCAAAUCCUCCCUUUGUUCUGGUGGAUACCCCAAGGCUCCCCGCUUCUGGGAAGCCCUCUGCCCCUCUCCUCCAGGCCGGUGGAGGUUCGUGGGCUCACAAGGGCUCUCUAGCGUCACUGAGCGCUGCCCUGAGCGUACGAUGACACGUGGUGGCUGCAGCGUCCCCCGCACCUCAGCCUGGGGGAGGGCAAGGGUGUCCAGGGGACCCUGGAGCUGGGCAUCGUGGUCUCCUGCCUCUUCCUCCCCCUCUGCAGAGCUGCUGGCCCAAGUCAGCAAGGCUGAGGAGCUAGCGCUCGAAGCAGGUCCCCAGGCUUCUACGUGAAGUCCCAGGAAAGGGAGAAAUUUCUCUCUCCAAAAAGUCUGUAUUUUGUUCUCCUUUCCCCCUGCUCAGGGAGUGGUCCUCAGGGGCGUGCGUCUCUUUGGACAGUAAAUGGUGCUGUGACCCCU
This is a messenger RNA of Lontra canadensis (Northern American river otter), 1789 nucleotides long. RefSeq names its product hyaluronan and proteoglycan link protein 3 (gene HAPLN3). Lineage: Eukaryota; Metazoa; Chordata; Mammalia; Carnivora; Mustelidae. The record is from RefSeq and is a predicted model, not a curated record. The coding region runs from base 105 to 1178 and encodes 357 amino acids. The transcript has 5 exons. Gene Ontology annotation, molecular function: hyaluronic acid binding. Gene Ontology annotation, biological process: cell adhesion.